AUGAGCAGCACGCCAUCAACGAAAACCUCGUUUCCUGUUGGAGCAGCUGCGCCUUCUACUUUCGCAUCGGCCUUGUAUUCUACUCCUCCGCAAUACGACGUCGUCCCUGACAAUAACACAUCGUCAUCUUCUCAAGCUGGCUCAGCUCUAUAUGCAUUGCCUCCGCAGUAUGAUGUCGUACCUGGUACUGCUGCCCCGUCAUCCACUCAAAUGGCUCCUAGUCAUGUGUAUCCUGUUCUUUACGAAGAACCACCUGCUGAAGAUCUGACGACUAUCCCGGCAUACGAUGUGCCUCCAGUUGAGAACGGAAGAUUACCAUCGAUUGGGAAGAUGACAGCUGUCUUUGAUUUUAAGCCCGUUGGACCUAAUCAACUUGAAAUUGUAGCGGGUGAACGAUUAGAUUUGAUCCAAGCUCACGAUGAUGGAGGAAAUCCAGAAUGGAUCUGGGUCCAGCGACCGAAUGGAGAACAUGGUUUUGUCCCCGCAGCGUAUUGCAAAGCAGUGUAG
This is a messenger RNA of Ostertagia ostertagi, 507 nucleotides long. NCBI's taxonomy places the organism in Eukaryota, Metazoa, Nematoda, Chromadorea, Rhabditida, Trichostrongylidae. The record is from the annotation of a GenBank genome assembly.